Messenger RNA from Juglans microcarpa x Juglans regia, 1023 nucleotides. RefSeq lists its product as uncharacterized. The record is from RefSeq and is a predicted model, not a curated record. The transcript is spliced from 3 exons. The coding region runs from base 1 to 1023 and encodes 340 amino acids. NCBI's taxonomy places the organism in Eukaryota, Viridiplantae, Streptophyta, Magnoliopsida, Fagales, Juglandaceae.
AUGGUUCUUGCACUUGUCGUGUCUUUCAACUGGGAUAUUAGGCAACUUGAUGUCUCUAAUGCCUUUCUUCAUGGCAUUUUAGAAGAAGAGGUCUAUAUGACACAACCAAAAGACUUUGAAGAUCCGGUGCACCCCCAGUUUGUAUUAUAUGUGGACGAUAUUUUGGUCACGUCUAAUGAUUGGGACUUCAUUACAUCUCUUAUUUCUAAUGUACAAAUGGAGUUUGCCAUGAAGGAUCUUGGUCAGUUGACACCUUAUCGAGCUCCUUGUGUCUCUGGCUCCAAACUAUCCAAGUUUGCUAGAGAACCCCUUCCAGAUCCAUCUGAAUAUAGGCAAACCAUUGGUGCCUUGCAAUAUGUCACUCUCACGCAUCCCGACAUUGCAUACUUAGUAAAUCAGCUCUGUCAACACAUGCAAAAUCCAACCUCUGCUCAUUGGACGGCAGCCAAACUUGUACUACGUUAUUUGAAGAAUACACUCGAUCAUGGCCUCUUCUACAAGCCCGGUUCCUUCUCUAUUAAUGCCUACUGUGAUUUUGAUUGGGCCGGUGAUCCUGAGGAUAAACGAUCAACGUGUGGUUAUGGUGUUUAUGUGGGUUCCAACCUCAUCUCUUGGUCGGCUAAGAAACAACAUGUGGUUUCCAAAUCUAGUACUGAGGCGAAAUACCAUUGCUUAGCUCUUGUUACGGUUGAAGUGUAUUGGCUGCGUAUGCUCUUGUGUGAGCUGAAGGUUUCACUUGAAUCUGCCCCUGUUGUUUGGUGUGACAAUAUCAGUGUUUUAGCUCUUACCUCCAAUCCAAUUUUCCAUGCACGAUCUAAACACAUUGAAGUCGAUGAGAAGGUGGCAAACCGAGACAUAAUUUUACAACACGUGUCCACUUCAUUGCAAUCUGCAGAUUUUUUUACCAAGGGACACAUAGCUGAUCAUUUUUGUUUUCUACAGGACAAACUCUCUGUGUUGGAUCUCCCUACUAGUUUGCAGGGGAAUGAUAAGGAUAAGAACCAUCCAGUUCAAACUGGAUAG